ACAGCCAUUCACUGGCUUCCGUCUCAGCCCGAGGCGCCGCCACGUCCCCUACAGUCCGGGUGGAAACAUGUCCACGGGGGCCGGGUCCCCGGCCCGAGGCUUCUUUGCCUGCGCCUGCUUCCACACGGACAACCUGUUCCUGCGGCGCUACGGCCUGCACGUCAGCUACCGGGACGAGCCGCAGCUCCGCAGGGACUAUGGGCCGGUGUUAGGUGAUCAUGGCUGCAGGAGUGAUGAAGACUUUAAUGCAGUUCUGGAAGAGAUUCAGAAAGAAGUGCAAAGAAGAAAGCAAUUAGAUCAUCAGUCCCUGGCAAGAAAAACCAUAAUUUCACAAUGUUACAAACCAAAGCAUCCAGAAGUAUAUGUUCUACAGGAUUCAUUUCUGGCUCCCGAGUUUUUAGAGACAGUUAAGUACUGCACAUCACAAGAUGCUGAUCUCCAAGGUCUCUUGUGCCGCAUUGAUUCUAUAUCAGAUAAGAGGAUAUAUCGACUUCCAGUGUUCACUGAGGAAUUCUGCCGAGUCUUCAUUGAAGAGAUGGAGAACUUUGAGCAAUCUGAGAUGCCCAAAGGCCGGCCAAACACUAUGAAUAACUAUGGGGUUCUGUUAAAUGAGCUUGGAUUGUAUGAAGCUUUCAUUACACCUAUGCGUGAAAAAUACCUGCAGCCCAUAACAUGCCUGCUUUACCCUGACUGUGGAGGAGGCUCCCUGGACAGCCACAAAGCAUUUAUCGUCAAGUACUCGCUACAUGAAGAUCUGGAUUUGAGCUCUCACUAUGACAAUGCAGAAGUCACAUUAAAUGUAUCCCUAGGAAAAGAAUUUACUGAGGGCAACUUGUAUUUUGGAGACCUCAGACAGGCCCCAACCCCAGUGCCAAAGUAUGUGGAGAUUGAACAUGUGGUAUCCCAAGGCUUGCUACACCGCGGAGGGCAGAUGCAUGGGGCCCUGCCUGUCUCCUCCGGGGAGCGCUGGAACCUCAUUGUAUGGAUGAGAUCAUCUGCUGUUCGCAAUCAGCUUUGCCCCAUGUGCAACAAGAAACCUGAAUUAGUGGAUGCUGAGGGGUUUGGAGAUGGGUUCACAAGAAGUCCUGAAGGUGACAUGCCCAAGACUGUGGAUUUAUGCUCUUUAAUAUAGGAGACGGUAAGGAGUGAAUUCUCCAGUCUGAGCUGGCUAAAACUGAGCUCCAAGCCCCAAGAUAGCAGAAACAAGCAGAGUAUCCCUUUGGCAGAAACAUGUCAGGUCAACAAAUAGCUUCUUAGAAGGCAACUCAGAAACUUCUCUUGGGGGAGGGAAAAGAGCUUUUUGAGCAGCCGCCGCCAUCUGGGGUCUACUGGAGGAGUUGGUGUCUGGGGUAGACAAUGCCUGCACUGUGGGAAUUUUUUAUAAGCAUAUUCUGAAAAUGUAAAAAGGCUUAAGGUAUCGAUCUAUAUCGUGAACUGCAGAGGUCAUCUGAGUACAAUCACACAUAGAAAACAGGCAGAAAGACUGCUUAGGUCUUAUACAAAGACAGCUGCUCUGACAGCCACGGUUACUGGUUGAUGCGUAAAAAAAGAAUUAUACAACAAUAUGCUACCAUGUCAGUCAGCGUCCAUUCACAAUUACCACUACCCUCUUCCGGAUGGAAUAUCUAACUUCACUAGGGCCACGUCCACACUACAGAGUAAAAUCGAAAUUAAUAAAAUCGAUUUUAUAAAACAAAUUUUAUAAAAUCGAUUUUACGCGUC
Molecule: messenger RNA, 1722 nt
Organism: Gopherus evgoodei (Goodes thornscrub tortoise)
Lineage: Eukaryota; Metazoa; Chordata; Testudines; Testudinidae
Gene: OGFOD2
Product: 2-oxoglutarate and iron dependent oxygenase domain containing 2
Exons: 7
Coding region: 68-1132 (354 amino acids)
Molecular function (GO): L-ascorbic acid binding; oxidoreductase activity, acting on paired donors, with incorporation or reduction of molecular oxygen; iron ion binding
Source: RefSeq, a predicted model, not a curated record